Messenger RNA from Oryzias melastigma (Indian medaka), 3631 nucleotides. RefSeq names its product transmembrane protein 63A (gene tmem63a). Gene Ontology annotation, molecular function: calcium-activated cation channel activity; nucleic acid binding. The coding region runs from base 460 to 2823 and encodes 787 amino acids. Lineage: Eukaryota; Metazoa; Chordata; Actinopteri; Beloniformes; Adrianichthyidae. The transcript has 23 exons. Gene Ontology annotation, cellular component: plasma membrane. The record is from RefSeq and is a predicted model, not a curated record.
UCUGUUUUUAAUAGUAAUUGAACCCCCCAAAACGACCAUCAAUUUAAUUCUCAAAGGGGUUUCCACACUUCCAUGAAAGAAUGUCUGUUAACAAUUUGCUGAAACACAUAAAAAGGUACAUUUGACGUCUGUUGUGCUGCUCGGAGUCUAAUGUCAGUCCCUCCCCAGUGUUUCCGCCCCUUACAGAAACGCAGAAGAAAGUUUGGGGCAGACAGAUGUCGUCAACUGCAGCGUCUGCGCAGACACGGAACAGCGUGACGAAUGAGCGAGAGAUUCUGCUGCUUUGACAGAACUGAAAGAAAAGAUCGUUCAAACAGGGCCGUCUGAAUACUUCAAGAGCAAUCAGGAAUUCUGAUCUAUAGCGUUUUGAUAAUAAGAAACUACAUGUUUUAAAAAGCGGAUGUCCUAAAGCGGCGUGACUAAAGGUACUUUGUAAAGAAAAACUGUUGGGGGUCAGUUAUGGCUCUCCGCUGGCAGGACCCACGGGAUCUGCUGGAUCUAAAUUUUGCCAAUUCCUCUGGUUUCCUGGACAGCUGCUUCAGCACCAACCAGAGCACCGUCCUCACUGGACUCAACUUUGGAGGGAUUCCACUCGUCCUGCUGCUCGACUUCUGUGUUUUUAUUGUGUUGCUAGUUCUCUUUUCCAUAAUCCGGGAGAAAUUCUGGGAUUAUGGUCGUUUAGCGUUGGUUUCAGACAGUGAUGGUUUUAAUGAAUCAACACAUCGUCGCUAUGGACGUAUGUCAUCUGCAGCUUCCAAUCCCGAAGAAUUUGGAUAUGAAUCGGGCUUCUGUUCCUGGCUGCCUUAUAUCGUCAGAAUGGACGAAGAAAAGAUCAAGGAGAAAUGUGGCAUGGACGCCGUUCACUACCUGUCCUUCCAGCGUCAUCUGAUCAUCCUGCUCGUGGUUAUUACCUUCACCUCCCUCGCAAUCAUAAUGCCCGUUAACAUGUCUGGAGACCUGCUGAAAAAUGACCCCCAGAAUUUUGGAAGGACGACUAUUGGAAAUCUUAAAACUGGAAACAACUUGUUGUGGUUGCACACGGUGUUUGCGGUCAUCUACCUGGCGCUGACGGUUGUGAUGCUGAGAGUCCACACAUCCCAAAUGAAAGACCUUCCCAAGGAAAGAGCCAGGAACACCCUGUUUGUGAGUCCAGUUCCUAAAACGGCAACAGAGGAAGAUGUGAAAGCUCACUUUGUAGAAGCGUAUCCCACUUGUCAAGUGUGCGCUGUGACUUUGGGCUACGACGUGGCGCGGCUCAUGCACCUUGAUAAGGAAAGGAUGCGUGCUGGAAAAAACCUGCGUUACUACGAACGCGUCUUGGAUAAAUCAGGUCAGCGGGAGCUGAUCAACCCCCGUUUAUGUGGCCACAUCUGUUGCUGCUCCGGCUGUGUGAAGGUUGAUGCUAUAGAGUAUUACUGCGGAAAGGAAAAGUUCCUGCUGGAAGAAGUGAGACAGGAGGCGGAAAUCGUACCGCAGCAACCUUUAGGGAUCGCUUUUGUCACCUUACAAAACGAGGCUAUGGCUAAGUACAUUCUGAAGGACUUCAACGCCAUCGAGUGCCGGGGGUCAAAAUGCUGCGGGAGGGAGCCCCAGCCCUCGUCCGUGAGCAGAGCUCUGAGAGUAAAUAAGUGGCGCGUCAGCUUUGCGCCCCAUCCCAAAAGUGUGUACUGGGAAAACCUGUCAGUGCGUGGUUUUACCUGGGCUGUGCGCUAUGUUUUAAUAAAUACGCUCCUUUUCCUCCUGCUUACCUUCCUGACCACUCCCACCAUCAUUAUUAACACCAUCGACAAGUUCAACGUGACCAAACCCAUCUACUACCUUAAUAGUCCCAUCAUUACUCAGUUCUUCCCAACUCUCCUCCUGUGGUCUUUCUCUGCACUGCUGCCCACAAUAGUGUACUACUCUACUCUGGGAGAGGCUCACUGGAGCAGGUCCAGCGAACAGCUGAGUAUGAUGCGGAAGCUGUACUUCUUCUUGCUCUUCAUGGUUCUGAUUCUUCCCUCUCUGGGCCUCACCAGUCUCGCUGUGUUUUUCCAAUGGCUGUUUGAUAAGGAGUUUCUCAAUCUCGGGAAACUCCGAUUUGAGUGUGUGUUUUUACCUGAUCAAGGAGCUUUUUUUGUGAACUACGUGAUUGCAGCCGGGCUGGUCGGCUCUGGGAUGGAUUUGUUGCGGUUGCCGGGGUUACUGCUUUACCUCAUCCGCAUGAUGCUCGCCCGCUCUGCUGCGGAGAGAAAAUACGUGAAACAGAACCAGGCCUAUGAGUUUGAAUAUGGAGCCAUGUAUGGAUGGACUCUCUGUGUGUUCACUGUCAUCAUGGCCUAUAGCAUCAUAUGUCCUAUAAUUGUCCCCUUUGGUCUCCUGUACAUGUUGCUGAAGCACCUGGUGGACAGACACAACCUGUACUUUGCUUACCUGCCCACGCGUCUCGACCAUCAGGUCCACAUGGGGGCUGUGGAUCAAGCUCUGGCUGCCCCCAUCAUCUGCCUGAUAUGGCUUUACUUCUUUUCUGUGCUCCGAGCGGGUUUCUGGACCUCCACCUCCUUGUUCACGCUGGUGGUUCUGUGUGUCACCGUUUUCGUCUGCGUCGGUUUCACCUGUUUCGGCCACUUCAAGCACCUCAGCCCACAUAACUACACGGUCAAAGCAGAAGAUGAGGAUACAGUGGAGGGAGUGGACGACAACACUCGGGUUUACCUCCCUAGAGUUCUCAACCCAAAGUCUCCUGUCAGCACAUCACAGGACCCUAAACCACAACAGUGUUAUGGCUCCACUGAAGACUUCCCAGAAAAUGGUUUCAGUGCAGCGAGGAGCAGCAGUGCUUAACUUCAAGGACUUCAACAUUUUAAGUCGCAGGAAUCCUGAUUUGAAGUUUGUAUUCCUCAUAGUUACGGAUACUGAGACCAUAGCGACAUCUGUCCAGCUUUUUUACUAACUGUACCGAGAAAAAAACUGUUUAUUUUGUAUUAUCUUUUACUGAAAACUAUAUUUUAUGGUAAAAUAUCCUGUUUUGCAUGUUAAAAGCGUAAACAGGAUAUGUGUAUUAUCUGCAAAGUACAGAUACACGUCUGAGAAGGAUCAAUUAAUCCAGGAAACUACCCUCACAGUUCGGGGUUUGCACACAAUGAUCAAGCCAGCAGCACAGAAACCAAAGAACUGCUCAAGCACAGCUUGUUCUGUUCUAUUCAGGCAUCCAGUUUACAUUUCUCACAAGUGCCUUUUAUGAAAACAAAGAUCUGCCAAGGGAAUAACUGAUAAAUGCACUUUGCUUUUUCUUUUUCUUUUUGUUUGUAUUUGUUAAAGAAACAAAAUAUGACGCAUGAAGAAGAAACGACCAAAAUAUUUUCUUUUUUUGAGCCAUUAAUGUAAUUAUUGUUGUGGGUAACCAAUGAACAUUUUACUGUGGUUGAAGAAGUGUUUCAAACAGGUCAACAUGUAUAUUUAUUUUAUGUAAUAAUGGUUUGUAAUUAGAUGAAUUUUUAAAGGAUCCAGUCCUAAACUUGGAUCUUUGUUCAUAGAAAUUGAUUCUUUUAGGUAAAACAGAAAUAUCAAGUGUGUCUAACAUUUGUACGUAAUGAUAAAGAUGUCAGUGUACAGUUUUGAUGCAAAGAUUAAAUCUAAUCUUACUUUUUAA